UGACGUAACACAUUUUUAAAUAGUCACGUGACUACGUAUACGGGUGACAAGUAAAGGGCGUAGUAUCAGCCGUCAAUGUCGAAAGUCGAGCGGUAAUCGUCUCAUGGGGCUUCACAUCGUCUUCCUAAUCCUCGCUGUUUCCUACGCACGUCGGACAGGCCUCACAGCCGACGCCGUCACUCACUGGCAGCUGAGCGAUGAAGGUGUUCCCGUCCCUCUGGCAACCGAACAAGCCGCUGACCGGCUGAUCCACGAUACUAUCAUGAGCACAGUUGUACGCAGCGUAGGCAUGCAACAGCAACACGUUGCUCGACGUGGUGAUGAGGUCGCUGAGAACCGAACUGAUGAGUCUAGCGCGCAUGAGAGAAAUGAGAAGGGCGCCGAAUGGCGGAGUGAGUCUGCGCGUGUGCAGGAGGAGAGUGAGGCGUAUGGAGUGUGUUUGCGUGGUGAAGAGCAUACGGUCACACAGGAGAGGUGCUCGGCCGCGGUGUCACAUGACAAAUGCGCACAUAAUCAGAUCACUCGUGAACAGCUGCCAAGCAGAGCACCCAAAGAGUUGGUCACAAAAGAAGUCAUAUCUCCACUAUCCUGUCACCUCCCAGCUGUAGUAACACAAUACGACUACCUCCCAGGACUAAAGAAUCGAAAGAAACACCCAAUGUAUCCAGAACCCGACGUCGCAAUGAUCUUCAGAGCAUCAGCAGCAUCAUCACUACACGACGUUGACAUGGACGAAGUAGAAAAAGAACUAAUAUCAACCGUCUUACGUAAACAGCUCGGCGAGACAGACUACAACAGACUCGGUAACUUUUGGCGUGUGAGAGGAGACACACACGAGGCAAUCGACUGCUACCGACAAGGUCUGAGUCGGAGCGCCGAUCACCCCGACUUGUUACUCAAUCUCGCUCGAGUGCUUGUUAACCUUGAGUAUUGGGACGACGCCAAGGAGCUCGUCAUGCGAUCACUACAAGUGAAAUCGCCUGAACACAACUCCUGGCUCGAGCAAUACACACUCGGCGAGAUCAGCAAAGAGAUCGGGAGUCUGGAGGACGCCAUCAUUCACUUUAGACAAGCACUAGAUCUUAAUCCGAAUUUUGAGAUGACGCAAUGUCAUUUACAAGAGUUAGAAGGCGACUCACAGUCUAUUGGGACGAUGCUCUAUACGCUCAUUAUCCUCAUGUUGUUGACUGCUGGAGUUUUUUGUUUAUUACUGUGGUUGCUUGGCGAUGACGACGAUGAGGGUCAGACUGAGACACCGAAUUACCAACAAGUGAAGCAUCGAGAUAAAUAUUCUAGGAUGUCGAAUACAAGAACUGGGAAGGCGAAACACAAGAGUAAAGGGUGAUUAGCAAACAUUGCUCUAAGCUAUUGCAUGCUCGGAGUCUUAUAUUGUAAUGGCAUAAUCGAAGGUAUUUCUAACAAACUGUCUUUUGCAAUUUGCGUAUUUACAA
This is a messenger RNA of Corticium candelabrum, 1451 nucleotides long. RefSeq lists its product as uncharacterized. The transcript has 2 exons. The record is from RefSeq and is a predicted model, not a curated record. Bases 104 to 1345 code for a protein of 413 amino acids. Gene Ontology annotation, cellular component: actin cytoskeleton; cytoplasm. Gene Ontology annotation, biological process: actin filament polymerization. NCBI's taxonomy places the organism in Eukaryota, Metazoa, Porifera, Homoscleromorpha, Homosclerophorida, Plakinidae. Gene Ontology annotation, molecular function: protein binding.